UAAAGACUUUUGUCGCCCAUUUGUUCCAGUCACAACCGAUUCUCCAUCGGACAACGCUCUACCAAAUCAAUACCUUACAAAACCCUCUUCUUGGGCGACACAAGUUCCUUUUGAAAUACUCACUCUGUUAGACCUACUCCAUACAAAAUGAGUCGUAAACUGUUCCUGGUGACUCUUUGCCUCCUCGUCGUCAUCGUUCUUGCGGAAUCAUACCCACAAUACUACGGGGGUGGAGGAUACGGGGGCGGUCGAGGGCACGGGCGAAGGCACCACGGGGGGAGGUACGGUGGGGGCGGUGGGUACGGUGGGUACGGCGGAAACGGCUAUUACCCCGGAGGAGGAGGGUACGGCGGAUACCCAGGCGGCGGAUAUGGUGGUUAUCCAGGGGGUGGGUAUCAAGGCGGAGGUGGGUUAUUAUCUGCCCUAGCUAAUGGCAUUUCUGCCGCUGGCUCGUUUAGCUUAGGCGGUUCUUCAUCCGCAUCAGCCGCGGCGUCUGCAGCAAGCGGUGGAGGUGGUUCAAGUGCGGCAGCCGCUGCGGCCGCGGCUUCAUCUUCGAACGGAGGUGGAUUUUACGGAUGAUCUCUUUUAACACAAUGAACACAAAUAUAAGCACAAAUAUGUUUAGUGAAAUAACGAUAUUAAGUUAAUUCUGUGAUUUUGCUACAUAGGUUAAAAAAUGCACGUAAAUUGCAUAGUUCAUUACUAAGAAUUUAUUUACAAUUUUCACAAUGCAAUGCCAUACCAUAAUUACCAAGAUCGACACACAAUAAAAAUUAUUAAAGUAUAAAAACUAAGUAUA
Molecule: messenger RNA, 799 nt
Organism: Folsomia candida
Lineage: Eukaryota; Metazoa; Arthropoda; Collembola; Entomobryomorpha; Isotomidae
Product: glycine-rich cell wall structural protein
Exons: 3
Coding region: 148-579 (143 amino acids)
Source: RefSeq, a predicted model, not a curated record